AUGGUUGGAGCUUUGGAAUGUCUCAAAAUGAAACUUGUUAAUGGCAACCCAAAAGACUUCUAUGAUAUUCAGCAAAAUGGUUACAGUUUAAGUGGUGUAUACAGUUUGCGCCCUGACGAUGAUGGAGUUAGAUUUAGAGUUUACUGUGAUAUGGAUACAGAUGGCGGAGGAUGGACAGUAAUUCAAAGAAGAGAGAAUUGUAGACUAGAUUUCUAUCAAGAUUGGCAAGAUUAUAAAGAUGGCUUUGGAAUUCCUGGAUCGGAGCACUGGUUAGGUAAUGAUAAGAUUUACAGACUGACAAAUCAAGGACCUCAAUACGAACUGAGAUUUGAUUUAGAAGACUUUGAAGGAGAGACUAGAUACGCUAAAUACGACAACUUUGCCAUUAGCGACGAAUUCACCAAAUAUAGACUGACCGUGGGAGCAUACAGUGGUACUGCAGGUGAUUCCGUCUCUGAACAUGCUGGGUUAUAUUUCUCAACUAGAGACCGGGACAAUGAUGUAGCAACUGCUGGAAAUUGUGCUGUGAUUUACAAAGGCGCUUGGUGGUAUGGAGCAUGUCACAGUUCCAACCUUAAUGGUCUGUAUCAUGGUGGACAAACUGACCAGUAUGCAACAGGCGUUGUUUGGAAUCCGUGGAGGGUGAAUGGGUAUCCAAAAGACUGCUAUGAAAUUCAGCAAAAAGGUUACAGUUUGAGUGGUAUAUAUACUAUACGCCCCAGCGAUAAUGGUGAUCGAUUCAAAGUUUACUGUGAUAUGGAUACAGAUGGCGGAGGAUGGACAGUAAUUCAGAGAAGAGAGAAUGGUAGAUUAGAUUUCUACCGCGGUUGGCGAGAUUAUAAAUAUGGUUUUGGACUUCCCGGAUCGGAGCACUGGUUAGGUAAUGAUAAUAUUUACAGACUGACCAAUCAAGGACCUCAAUACGAACUGAGAUUUGAUUUAGAAGACUUUGAUGGAAUGACUAGAUACGCCAAGUACAGUAACUUUGCCAUUAGUGACGAAUUCACCAAAUAUAGACUGAGUUUGGGAUCAUACAGUGGUACUGCUGGAGAUUCUUUCUCUGUUCACGCCGGGUCAUAUUUCUCAACCAGAGACCGGGAUAAUGAUGCAUACGGCAGUCGUUGUGCAACUUUAUACACAGGCGCAUGGUGGUAUGAGUCGUGUCAUUCUUCCAACCUGAAUGGCCAGUAUCUUGGUGGACAUACUAACCUGUAUGCAAAAGGUGUGGUUUGGUACCAUUGGAAAACACAUUAUUAUUCACUUAAACGUACAGAAAUGAAAAUAAGACCAAUCAAUUGA
Molecule: messenger RNA, 1299 nt
Organism: Saccoglossus kowalevskii
Lineage: Eukaryota; Metazoa; Hemichordata; Enteropneusta; Harrimaniidae
Product: ryncolin-1-like
Source: RefSeq, a predicted model, not a curated record